Physcomitrium patens is the source of this 2690-nucleotide messenger RNA. Its product is annotated as cyclin-dependent kinase F-4. The record is from RefSeq and is a predicted model, not a curated record. Gene Ontology annotation, biological process: protein phosphorylation. Lineage: Eukaryota; Viridiplantae; Streptophyta; Bryopsida; Funariales; Funariaceae. Gene Ontology annotation, molecular function: ATP binding; protein kinase activity.
GAGGGCCUUUUUCUAGUUUGUUGAGGCCUUUAUUUCGUUCAGACUUGGUAGCCAAUGGGUUGAUUGAUGUCCUUCGGAAACGCCGCGUUCCAAGCAUAGGGAGUAGCGAGGCCGUGAGUUCUUCUGGAUGUGGAGGAGAGAGGAUUGAUUGCUAUUCUUUCGCAUUGAGAAGGAGACGGUGAGCCUUCGUAUUGUGUGACAGGGAGAGGAGGAGGGAGGAUUGAUGGCUAUCCUUUCGCAUUGAGAAGAAGGCGGUGAGCCUAUGUAUUGUGUGACUGGGAGAGGAGGAGGGGAUGCCGAGGUCGUAGCAGUUUGCUCUUGAUCGGAUGUGGUGUUAGUGACUCGGUGCGAGAGCUGCUUGUCAACUCUUUUGAGAAGAUUUCGGCGCUUUGUGUCUUGAAGGAUGUGUCGAGUUCUUGAAGACAUGGAGAAAUUUCCUUCCGUUACUUGGUUUGAGAUUGACUUUUUUGCCGAUUCAGUGGCACUGGAAUCUAUUGUGACUCAGCAACCUGCUCCAGGAAUGGGCCUGCUUGCGGCGGUGCUACCGCUGCGUCCUGGCUACUCAGAUUACUUAUAGCUCACACCCUUAAGCAAUCACCCCUUUCGGAGAUGAAUGGCGGCUCUUCAUGCGGAGGUCAGAUAGAAUAUGGACGGUUACCUUGUCAAUACUGGUACUGCAGGGAGGCAGAUUUAAAGAACUACGUCAGAGGAGAAUGGUACAGAAUAGCUUUUUGUGUGCAUCACACGGAUCAGAAAUCACUGGAUAAUUCAUCCUCGGUACUGUGAAGGGUUUUCCCGAUCACAGAUUAUUAUCAAAGCAUGGAGCGGUAUAAGGUUAUGAGGCAGUUGGGAGAUGGGACCUAUGGAAGUGUGUGGAAAGCAUUUAAUAAUGGUACCAAUGAAGUUGUGGCGAUAAAGAAGAUGAAGAGGAAGUUUUACUCGUGGGAUGAAUGCAUGAAUCUUAGAGAAGUCAAGUCUCUGAGGAAGCUGAAUCAUCCAAAUAUUGUGAAGUUGAAGGAGGUUAUCAGAGAAAACGAUGAACUAUUUUUUGUGUUCGAGUACAUGGAGUACAAUCUGUAUCAGCUUAUUAAGGAUAAGGACAAGCCUUUUUCUGAGUCCGAAGUAAGGAGUUGGGCUUUUCAAAUUUUGCAAGCGUUAGAGUACAUGCACAAGAAUGGCUAUUUCCACAGAGAUCUGAAACCAGAGAAUUUGCUGGUCACGAAGGACGUGAUUAAGGUUGCUGAUUUUGGUCUUGCGAGGGAAGUACAGUCAUCUCCACCGUACACAGAUUAUGUCUCUACUCGUUGGUAUCGAGCACCAGAAGUGCUUCUGCAGUCACCAACCUACUCCGCCGCUAUAGAUGUGUGGGCUGUGGGAGCAAUAAUGGCCGAACUCUUCACACUUCGUCCACUUUUUCCUGGAGCAAGCGAGGUCGACGAAAUAUACAAAAUAUGUUCUGUGAUUGGCUCUCCUAGUUAUCAGACAUGGUCUGAGGGCAUGAAGCUGGCAUCUUCUUUGAGUUUUCAGUUUCCUCAGCUUUCACCUACAAAUCUAUCUCACCUGAUUCCGACUGCCAGCCCAGAAGCGAUCAAUCUUAUAUCUGCUAUGUGCGUCUGGGAUCCCAGUAAAAGGCCGACAGCAGCGCAGGCAUUGCAGCAUCCCUUUUUCCAGAUUCAUAAACGUAAUCCAGUUCCUACUCCAACAUACGAGUUUGUCCAGCCCAAGACAUUCAUUCCGACAGCUUUGAAGCCAAAUUUUGCGACCAACAAGGAAUCUGAAGGUCAAGCAGGAUUUAAGCGCGGGAUAAGGAAUUGGACUAAGGAGAAUCGUACAGCAGGUCAAUAUGGCAGUGGUAAAGUGAGGCCAGCUGUCAACAGGUCUUAUGUUAGUCCAGGCAGUGAGCUAAAACUCGUCCCACCUAUAUCCUAUGCCCGUGGUCCCGUAGUCCCAGUUGUCAACUCCCCGAUGCCAUUUCUUCCAACUCGGUGUUAUCCUGCUGUCUUAUCCUCCAAUGCUAGUUAUGGUAGACCCUACAUGGCAGGCGGAGAGACCUAUCAGCAGGCUUUUCACGCAUUGCCUGCCAUUACUGCUAACCAUCGACGUGGUUACAACAUCAGAAACUCCUACAAUAUGACAGUCGCAUGAUUUGCGGGGGUUGAAAUACGUUCAUUUCACCAGUUUUAGCAGAGUGUAUUCACUCUACUACGAUUGCUGAAGCAUCUUUCGAUUUGACCAUGAACAGAGCGGUGAAAUAGGUUCUUGGAUGUUUAGAAGUAUGGUCAGGAGAAGGUUUUAUAUGCAGCGGAGGAUUCGUGCUUAAUAUUUUAGAAUGAAGUGCUUGUGGAUGAGCAUGUCCAUGUUUUUCAGUUGCCUUGAUGGCUAUGCGUUGGAAUAGAAAACUAGUAUGUGGGGAAGCAGAGACGUUGGGGAUGAAUAUAAAGGCUAGGUCAUUUCCUGCCCAUUAGCCUUUCAGAGUGUUUGUCUUGGAUGCAGUUGAGUUGGGUAGAUUCAGACCUUUGUUAACCAGGCGAACCAGACUGAUGAUUUUAAAGAUUAUCAUGAUGAUGAGCCUUCAAUCGACAUGCUGGAGUGUUCAGAGCGUGGCUUGUCUUCAUCUGUCCUCCAUUUUCUGUAAUAAUUUCCUUCGGGAUUACUAAUGUAAACGAGUUAAUUUUUGUGAUGGACUUUAA